Molecule: messenger RNA, 2063 nt
Organism: Prinia subflava (tawny-flanked prinia)
Lineage: Eukaryota; Metazoa; Chordata; Aves; Passeriformes; Cisticolidae
Gene: NSDHL
Product: NAD(P) dependent steroid dehydrogenase-like
Exons: 8
Coding region: 120-1160 (346 amino acids)
Biological process (GO): steroid biosynthetic process
Molecular function (GO): 3-beta-hydroxy-Delta5-steroid dehydrogenase (NAD+) activity
Source: RefSeq, a predicted model, not a curated record
GGGGGGUGGCCGGGGCGCGGCCGGCGCUCCCAGCGGGCAGUGGCGGCGGCGGCGUGAGGGGCUCGGGAGGGUCCUGGCAGCGGGAAGAGGAUUCUGGUGGACAGUGCCUCAUCCAAGCCAUGGCCACACACCUCAGAUCGGCUGGCAGGAGCUGUGCUGUGAUCGGCGGCUCGGGCUUCCUGGGGCAGCACAUGGUGGAGCAGCUGCUGGCCAGGGGCUACAGUGUCAACGUCUUCGACAUCCAGCAGAGGUUUGAGAGCCAGCAGGUGACCUUCUUCCUGGGGGACCUGUGUGACAAGGAGGCUCUGCUGCCAGCCCUGCAGGGAGUGUCCGUGGUGUUCCACUGUGCAUCUCCAGCCCCUUCCAGUGACGACAGGGAGCUGUUCUACAGGGUGAACGUCACGGGCACCAAGGCAGUCAUUGAGGCCUGCAGAGAGGCUGGAGUGCAGAAAUUGGUGUUAACCAGCAGUGCCAGUGUAGUUUUUGAGGGCACAGACAUUAAAAAUGGCUCAGAAGAUCUCCCCUAUGCACAAAAACCUAUUGAUUACUACACAGAGACCAAGAUCCUGCAGGAGAAGGAGGUGCUCAGUGCAAACGACCCAGACAACAAUUUCUGCACUGCUGCCAUCCGUCCCCACGGGAUAUUUGGUCCCAGAGACCCCCAGCUGGUUCCCAUCCUCAUCCAGGCCGCUCGCAGUGGCAAAAUGAAGUUCAUCAUUGGGGAUGGAAAGAACUUGGUGGAUUUCACCUACGUGGAGAACGUGGUGCACGGACACAUCCUGGCUGCAGAAAAACUGCACAAAGGCUCUGCCCUGUGUGGGAAGGCCUUCCACAUCACCAACGAUGAGCCAAUUCCCUUCUGGACCUUCAUGUCCCGGAUCCUGACCGGCCUGGACUACGACCCUCCCAAGUACCACAUCCCCUACUGGCUGGCCUAUUACCUGGCCCUGCUGCUGUCCCUGCUGCUGGCCCUGCUCAGGCCCCUGGUGACCAUCAAGGCCACCUUCACGCCCAUGAGGGUGGCCCUGGCUGGGACCUUCCACUACUACAGCUGCGAGAGGGCCAAGAGAGCCAUGGGCUACAGGCCCGUGGUCAGCCUGGACGAGGCCAUUGCCAGGACAGUGCAGAGCUACCCUGGCCUGCGCCGGGCCCGGGCCUGACAGCCCUGCCUGGGGCCUCUCCUGCCUGAUUCCCAUCGUUCCGACAGCUCAGCGUGGAGCAGAUGUCACCAGCCCCAGGAACCAGGAGCUUUCCUGAACUCUCUGCUCCUCCUCCUCGCCGUUCCCCGUGUGGGAGCUGUGCUGACAGUUCAUUUCUUGGAUGUGAGUUCUUGUUUGGAAACGGCUGCUGAACUCUCUGGGCUGUGAAUAAACACCCUGCUGUGCCCUCUUCAAUCCCAAGCAGGCACACCAGCAUUCCUGCUCCCCUCCCUCCACCCUUGUCCCGUGUUUUGUUGCUCUGGUGACAGCAGCCACCCCUUGCCAGGGCUGCAGCUGGGUCACAAACACUUCCCGUGCCUGGCUCCCCUCUGGGCUUUGGCUUUGCUCUCCACAGGAGAGCCCUGUGCCAAAAAGGAGCUCUCCACUGUCUCUUAAUUCAUCACGGCUCUUUGGGUUUUCCCUCCAUGAUCAGGGGGUGAUUUGGCUUUUCCCUGAGGCAGCAGAAGGAACCCAUAAGGAGAGUGCUCCUUUGUCCAUGCAGGAUUGAUUUCUGUUCCAAAAGAGCCCAGAUAAAUCACAGAGAUGAAUUUCCAGCUUUGUGUCCACCCUCAGCACAGACAGGAUGUUAAUGAUUCCCUUUUGGGGACAGAGAUCUUUGGGAGCUGCCUGACAGCAGCCCCAGCACUGUUUUACCACAGCUCCCUUCCCACAAGGUCUGCAGAGCUGGGAGGAUCCCACAGCACCAAGCUCCUCCCUGCCCUGCCAGUGCUGCUCACAGGGAUUUUUGGUGCUCUGACCACCUAGUCCAUGAAAAAACCUCUUUUCCACAAGGAAUUGGGUACAAAGCAAUGGUCCCCAAGCUAUUUUCUGUGACUUGUAUAUUAAAUGUUCUUUGCCUUCUAA